AUGUCUAUCGGAGUCAAGAUACUGCAAAAGAUCGUCAAAAAUGAGGCCAUGGCCCAUGACCCGCCGGAGAUUUACGGAUGGCGCGUAUACCUCCUGGCCUUCUCAGCCUGCUUCGGCGCCAUGUCCUUCGGUUGGGACUCGUCCGUGAUUGGCGGUGUCAUCGUGAUGGACCCUUUCAUCAAGGACUACAAGCUCGGUGACCCCAAGAGUGCAGCCUCAGCCAACCUGUCCGCGAACAUCGUCUCCACCCUGCAAGCCGGCUGUUUCGUCGGUGCCCUCGCCGCCAGUCCAUUGACUGACAAGUACGGUCGCAAAUGGUGCCUCAUCGCCUUGUCUUUCAUCGUCCUCCUCGGUGUCGUCAUGCAAGCUGCUGCGAGCGGCCACCUGGCCGCCAUGUACAUCGGUCGGUUCAUCGCCGGCCUCGGAGUCGGUGCCGCCUCGGCCAUCAACCCGCUGUAUGUGAGCGAGAACGCACCGCGUGCCAUCAGGGGCCUGUUGACGGGCAUGUACCAGCUCUUCAUCGUGACGGGUGGUAUGCUCGCCUUCUGGAUCAACUACUCGGUCAACAUCCACAUGACCGGAAAGGUCAUGUACAUCUUCCCGCUCGCGAUCCAGGCGCUCCCCGCCCUGCUGCUGUGCUUCUGCAUGCUGCUCUGCAACGAGUCGCCCCGUUGGCUGGCCCGCCAGGACCGCUGGGAGGAGAGCAAGCACGUGCUGGCCCGCCUCCGCAACCUCUCCCCCACGCACCCCUACCUCGAGGAGGAGUUUUCCGAGAUCGUCGACCAGCUCGAGAAGGAGCGCCGGCUCAUCGGGGACGCCACCGCCGCGAACCUGCACAAGGAGAUGUGGACCAUCAAGGGCAACCGCAACCGCGCCCUCAUCAGCAUCGGCCUCAUGAUCUGCCAGCAGAUGACGGGCACCAACGCCAUCAACACGUACGCCCCGACCAUCUUCAAGAACCUGGGAAUCACCGGCACCUCGACCAGUCUCUUCAGCACCGGCAUCUACGGCAUUGUCAAGGUCCUGAGCUGCGUCGCCUUCCUGCUGUUCCUGGCCGACUCGUUCGGGCGCAGGCGGUCGCUGCUGAUGAGCUCCGUCGCCCAGGGUGUAUGCAUGUUUUACAUCGGUCUGUACGUCCGGAUCUCACCACCCGUAGCAGGCGAGGCCGUGCCCCCCGCUGGCUACGUCGCCUUGGUCUGCAUCUUCGUCUUUGCCAUGUUCUUCCAGUUCGGCUGGGGCCCAGCAUGCUGGAUCUACGCAUCCGAGAUCCCAACUGCCCGUCUCCGAUCCAUGAACGUCUCGUACGCCGCGGCGACCCAGUGGCUCUUCAACUUCGUCGUCGCCCGGGCUGUGCCAACCAUGCUCGUGACUGUCGGUGAGCACGGCUAUGGCACGUAUUUGAUCUUCGGAAGCUUCUGCUUCUCCAUGUUCUUCUUCGUCUGGUUCCUUGUGCCCGAGACCAAGGGUCUGUCUCUGGAGGCCAUGGACGAGCUUUUCGGCGUCACCGACCACAAGGCUCCUUCCCUAGAUGGCACAGGCUCGUCGCGAGCGGAUGACAAGCCACACCCCAUUGCCGAGCAGACAGAGAUUCAGAGGUAG
Diaporthe citri is the source of this 1599-nucleotide messenger RNA. RefSeq lists its product as uncharacterized. Gene Ontology annotation, biological process: carbohydrate transport; transmembrane transport. Gene Ontology annotation, molecular function: carbohydrate:proton symporter activity. The record is from RefSeq and is a predicted model, not a curated record. Lineage: Eukaryota; Fungi; Ascomycota; Sordariomycetes; Diaporthales; Diaporthaceae. Gene Ontology annotation, cellular component: membrane. Bases 1 to 1599 code for a protein of 532 amino acids. The transcript has 3 exons.